Messenger RNA from Cinara cedri, 6218 nucleotides. The record is from the annotation of a GenBank genome assembly. NCBI's taxonomy places the organism in Eukaryota, Metazoa, Arthropoda, Insecta, Hemiptera, Aphididae.
AUGAGCUUGAAGAUUUUCAGAGGCAGUAAGAGGAUUUUUGUCAAUUGAAAUGAUGGCUUUGUCAUCUGCGUAGUCGGCUACAACAGUAUUUAGGGAGAUAGGCUGGUCUGAAGUAUAGACCCAAACUUAAAAGUGGAAUAUCUCGUCAACGGAUUGACGGAAACAAAAAUUUUAAUUAAUACUCCAUCUAUUGAUAUUUUUAAUAAAAGUUGUAAUUUGAAAAUCAAAAGUAGAUAAUUGUUUCACUUACAAAAUUAAGGGUGACAAAAAAAUUAUAAUACUGCUCAGGGUAGGCAAAAUUUGUAUAUCGGUGACGCACAGGGGCUUUUCUCUUAUCCUAAAUUUUCCCAAAAGAAUGGCGUUAUUCAUUUUAAAUCAAAUAUUUAUUUAAUAUCAAUUUUUAUCAAUUCUUUAAUUGUUUUUAUUCUUAUUGAUUUAUUAGGUUAAUUAGGAGCCAUCACUAAAAAACAAAUACAGGCAGAUUGUAUAAAAUCUAAUAAAUUUUCAAAGAAAAUGAUAAACAAAAUAUAGAUAUUAACAAAGUCACAAAAAUAGAGGAAACAGUUACAUUCUUCAAAAUACAUUUUUCUGUAAAUCAAAGGAACAUUUUGAAAGGUAGUAAUUAAUUAAUUUUUUUUUAUACAUGUAAAUAUAUAUUAAUAAAAUAUUUAUUUAAUUUAAGGUGGCAGUAUUAUCAUUAAAAAGGAUAUAUUUCCUAUUAACGCCAAGGUCAUACAAAUAAAGAAUCAAUACGCCAAAAAGAGAUUGCAUUCCCAAAACAGGUAAUACCAAACCCAAUUGACACUAUCAGGUAUAAUUAAAAAUUAUUAUAAUUUCAUAUGAUUGAUGUUACCAUUUUCAUGAUUUACAUUUAAUCACGAGUCUAACCAGAAAAAAAAUUAAAACAAAAGAUGUUUGAAAGCACUGUUCAUUAAAUUUUAUAAUUCAUAUUGUUGAAUUUAUAGUAGCAAUCUAAUUUUAAUUAUACAAAAUCUAUACUUUCUCAUAUAGAAACAAAAAUUUAUUCAUGUAUUAUAAUCCAUAGUAAAUAGAUUUUAAUAGCAUAGUUAUAUUUGCAUCUAAAUACCAUUGUUGCUAAUUCUAAACCCUUAUGAUGUAAUUUUAAUAAAUUGUACUAAUUUUUUAUUUGAUUUCUAGUUCUGACUACAAAAAAAAAUUAAGAAGUUAUUCAACUAAAUUCCCUCAAAAAGGACAAAUUACAAAGGAACCUGAGCCAAAACUACAAAUUGUGAAUAAUCAUGAUAUUCCAGCUCAAAUAUUAGGUAAUUUUUUUUGUUAUUAUACAGGAAAUAAUAAUUAUUGUUGUUACCUUACAUUGUAUGACCCAAAUAACUCCAUAUUACAUAAAUUCUCAACUUCCUACCUGUAACAAUGGUUUGCUCAUUGUGCAAAGUAUGUCCUACAUUUUACUUAUAUUGAAAAAAAUAUUUAUUUAUACAUUUUGAAACAAGAAACAAACCAAAAAUUCAUACUGAACUAAUGACAAUAAAACAGAAUGCCUAAUUUAUUAUGUUUCCUAAUAUUUAUCAUUGCAUUCUCAAAUUGUAUGAAAUAUGUUUUUAUGAUUAGGUGAUGAAAUUACAAACAAUAAUUCACAAUAAUUUGUCUAGUUCUCAAGAAGUAUCAAUGGAAAAUCUUAGAGAGGAAGAAGCUAGUAAAUUGUAAGAAACUAUUAAUUGCUCUAGUGUACCCAAAAUCAAAUAAAGAUAAUAGCAUUAGAAACUUAAUAUCUAAAUUAGCUAUCAAAUGUUUUAUUAUUAAAGAGUAAAAAAAAAAAAUAAUUAAAUUUACACAACUUCAAGUUUUAAUAGUUCAUCGAAAAAAUAGUUUCUUUUAAUAUUAUUGGUGAUAUUAAUUGUAACUGUGUUUACUUUUAAUAAGGUACAUUAAAUAUUUUAAUCAAAUGACCUUGGAUACAUUUAACUUAUUGGAAUAUUAAUAGAUUACUGAAAUAAACAUUCUAGAAUACAUUUUUUAAUGUAACUAUAGGCCAGAUUGUGUGUGAGAAUAGAUCUAUGCAGUUGUUUUAAACCUCCAAAGGAGGCUGGUGAAAAAUUGAAAAUCAAUUUGUUUUUAAUGUGUGUGUUUAGCGAGCAUUAGUUUUUGGCGGGAUGUUUGACACUUACUUUUUUAUAUGGUACCCUUGAACCNUGAUUGUAAAAGGAGAUUGCAAUCCCAAAACAGGUAAUAACAAAUCCAAUUGGCACUAUCAGGUAUAAUUAAAAAAUUAUUAUUUCAUAUGAUUGAUGUUACCAUUUUCAUGAUUAUAUAUAACCCACGAGUCUAACAAAAACAAAAUUGUAACAAAAAAUGCUUUCAAGCACUGGUUAUCAAAUUAUAUGAUUCAAACUGUUAAAUUUAUAGUGACAAUCUACUGUUAAUUAUACAAAAUUUAUACUACCUCAUAUAGAAACAAAAUUUAUUCAUGUAUUAUAAUCUAUAGUAAAUAGAUUUUAAUAGCAUAGUUAUAUUUGCAUCUAAAUACCAUUGUUGCUAAUUCUUAACCCUUAUGAUGUAGUUUUAAUAAAUUGUACUAAUUUCUUAUUUGAUUUCUAGUUCUGACUAUAAAAGAAAAUUAUUAUGUAGUUCGAUUAAAUUCGUUCAGAAUGAACAAAUUACAAAGGAACCUGAGCCAAAACUACAAAUUGUGAAUAAUCAUAAUAUUCCAGCUCAAAUAUUAGGUAAUUUUUUUUGUUAUUAUACAGGAAAUAAUAAUUAUUGUUGUUACCUUACAUUGUAUGACCCAAAUAACUCCAUAUUACAUAAAUUCUCAACUUCCUACCUGUAACAAUGGUUUGCUCAUUGUGCAAAGUAUGUCCUGAUUUUACUUAUAUUGAAAAAAUAUUUAUUUAUACAUUUUGAAACAAGAAACAAACCAAAAAUUCAUACUGAUCUUAUGACAAUAAAACAGAAUGCCUAAUUUAUUAUGUUUCCUAAUAUUUAUCAUUGCAUUCCCAAAUUAUAUGAAAUGUGUUUUUUUGAUUAGGUGAUGAUAUUGCAAAAAACAUUCAUGGUCAUUUUUCUGGCUAUCAAGAUUUAUCAAUGGGAAAUAAUAAAGAUGAAGAAGCUAGUAAAUUGUAAGAAACUAUUAAUUGCUCUAGUGUACCCAAAAUCAAAUAAAGAUAAUAGCAUUAGAAACUUAAUAUCUAAAUUAGCUAUCAAAUGUUUUAUUAUUAAAGAGUAAAAAAAAAAAAUAAUUAAAUUUACACAACUUCAAGUUUUAAUAGUUCAUCGAAAAAAUAGUUUCUUUUAAUAUUAUUGGUGAUAUUAAUUGUAAUUGUGUUUACUUUUAAUAAGGUACAUUAAAUAUUUUAAUCAAAUGACCUUGGAUACAUUUAACUUAUUGGAAUAUUAAUAGAUUACUGAAAUAAACAUUCUAGAAUACAUUUUUUAAUGUAACUAUAGGCCAGAUUGUGUGUGAGAAUAGAUCUAUGCAGUUGUUUUAAACCUCCAAAGGAGGCUGGUGAAAAAUUGAAAAUCAAUUUGUUUUUAAUGUGUGUGUUUAGCGAGCAUUAGUUUUUGGCGGGAUGUUUGACACUUACUUUUUUAUAUGGUACCCUUGAACCUCAAUACUUUUGAACAGAUUCUUUUAGAACUAUUUAUUUUAUAACUAUUAGAUUUAAUAUCCUUCCAAUUAAAAACUGUUUAUAAUCUUUAUAAAAUCACUGACUUAACUGAGUUUUACAAAGUAAUGGCCUAUUGUUCUAAGGUUACCAUAACUGCAAUUCUUCUUAUUGUAGUUAAACUAUUAGAUGCUUAUAACUUUUUCUUACUAAAUGAUUUAAAUUGUAUUAAUUGAUUCUUUUAAUUUGUAGUUCCAACUUAAUGAAGUCAGGUUUUAGUUCAAUCCCAAAUAAAGACAAAAAAAAGAGUAUAAAAUUGUUAAAUUUAUGUGAGCCAACAGAUCAAAUUUUUAAUAAUUUGAAUAUUGUAUCUCCAGAAUUAGGUAAUUUACUCUUAGUUAAAAAUUUCAAUAUGUUUUCAUAAUGGAAAAAUUAAUGUUUUAGUUUAUUUUAUUUUAAAUGGUGGAUCAACUUCCCUUAAAAAGGAAACUUCAACAGCAAAUUUAUGUGGGCCAGAAAAUCAAACUCUUAAUAAUUUGAAUGUUUCAUCACCUGAAUCAGGUAAUUUAUUUUUAUUUAUUCUAUAAAUGUACUGAGAAUUUCUAAAACACUAAUAACAGUGGUUUGAGCUUUCUCUUGGUAGCCCAGACAAGUUUAUUCUACAAUUAUUGAAUAAUAUUUGACAUUCACUAUGUAUGCACACCAGUGUUAAAUGAUAUAUCAAACUACUCAAACCCCAACCUUUUUAAUUCAAAACACUUCUAUUUAUUUAUUAAUAAAAUUUAAUUUGUUAUCAAUCUAGUAAUCCAAUAUUUGACAAAACUGUCAAAUAUUUUAGAGAUGGUGUAAACCUAGCUUUACUUACAAAAUUUUGGUAUUACAAAGAAUAAAUAUAUCUCAUUUAUAAUGAUAUAUUAAAGUGUAAUAAUUUUGCUACUAUGUGUUUGAAGAGUUAAGAAACCUGUAAUUCAAUUCACAAUUGUAAAUAUUUUUUGGUUACUUAUAACUAAUUUCAAAUUAGUAGGUAUUUUAGAUUUAUAGUUAAGCUGAACAAAUUUUUUACUAAGGUCGGUUUUUCAACUGUUAUUAUUAUUACUAUCAGCUAUCUAACAAUUAGUUAUGUUAAUUUAAUUUUGUAAUAUAAGUUACUAUUUAGGCUGUGCUUUCAACCACUUGAAAAUUAAUUGUCGUUACAUCAAUUGGAUUUUCUCAUAGAUCAUACAUACCUACUUAAUCUUAAUACUUUCUGUAUUCAUUGUUGUUUUUUGAAAUCUAUGUUCUGUACAUGAUGUUUGGCAUAAAGCAAAUAUAAAUAAAUUGUUUAAUCAAAUUGAUGAAGACUUAUAUUGUCUGUUAUAAUAAAUUGAAUUAAUUUGUAUUUGUUUAGAUGUUNAGUGGAAAAACUAUCCUAUGGAUCAAUGCACUUGGGAACCCUCUUACAACUUAAAAAAAUGUCAAGAACUUUUAAAUAAUUAUAUAUCAAACAAAACAGUUAGAAAGAACAUAAGAAAAACCAAUAAAUUUGAUAGACUAUAUGAAUCACUUUUAGCACACACCGAUCAAGAAUACAUUGAAACAUUACAUAAAAUAAUUGCAGACGGUUUUCCAUCUAUAGACAAACAGUAUGUGUUAGGUACUAUUGCAUAUUUAUCUACAGUUUCUUCCUGUCUUCGAAGUAAACACUUAAUGAAGCAAGUAAGAUAUAAUUUAAUGAUAACUGAAGUUAGCGAGAAAAGAAAAAAUCAGUUAGAAAAGUUAGAUGAUUGGCAAAAAACAAUGAAUAUAACUUCCAAUUUUAAUAUAUCUGUUCUUAACAAUGUAGACUUUGAAGGACCUCCAAACAAUUUUGUUUAUGUUAAUGAAUGUUUUGCUGGUGCAGGUGUGAUUAUUCCAAAUAAUCCAAUAGUUUGGUAAGUAAAAUAGUUAACAAAAUGUGCUUAUUUUAAUAAUAAUAAAUUCUAAUCUAUUUUAUUUUUAUUUAGGUGUCAGUGUGAUAAAAAAUGUGGAGGAAAAACAUCUAAGAAUAAAGAAUGUCUUCACAAUAACAUUCCAUUAGCUUACAAUAAUAAAAAACUUACCAAAAUGAUUCAAGAGUUUCCUAUUUAUGAAUGUAACAAAAAAUGUGCUUGUGAUAGUAAUUGUGUAAAUCGAGUUGUUCAGCAUGGUCCAAGUAAAAAUCUAAAACUCCAGAUAUUCCGAACAGAUAACCAACGAGGCUGGGGAGUCAAGACCUUGAUGCCCAUAAAACAGGGGUCAUUUUUAAUAAAGUAUACUGGUGAAAUAAUUACUAGAGAGGAAGCAGAUCAACGUGCUGUAACCCAUGAAUCAAAAGCCACAUAUAUGUUUGAUCUUGAUUUCUAUACUGAAAAAAAUGAAUGUGUUUAUACUAUUGAUGGGACUACUUUUAGUAAUGUAUCACAUUUUAUCAACCAUUCUUGUGAUGCGAAUUUAGCCACAUAUGCUGUUUGGAUUGAUUGUUCCGAUUUAAAUCUCCCAACACUGGCAUUUUUUGCUUCUAAAAACAUUGCUAAAGGCGAAGAACUGACAUUAAACUAUAUGACUUCGGACACAAAUCAAAAAAAUAAAAUGAAAUGUUACUGUCAAGCUGACAAUUGUCGUGGCUUUUUUUGUUAG